GAAUUAUAUUAAGUAAUCAGAGUGUGUGAGAUGGAGUCUAAAUGGUUGUGGAUGUUUCUAGCAGCGUUAAUCUUGCUUGAAGGGUGGUGUGAUGGUUGCUGGGAGCAAGAAAAAAUUGCUCUCUUGCAACUCAAACCGUUCUUCCAUAAUAUUAAUGGUCUACAUAACUGGGCAGAGGGAAAUGAGAGUAUUUCCGAUUGUUGUGAAUGGGAAAGGGUUGAGUGCAAUCCCACCACUGGACGAGUGACACGGCUCUUCCUUAAUCUUACAACAACUUUAACCUCUUCUGAUUUAGCUUUUGAUGGAUAUUAUUCGGAUGAAGGUUAUGAAAUUUACAUAUUUGAAUGGAACAGUGGGAGUACUGGGAGGGAUUAUUGGUAUCUCGACACGUCUUUGUUUCUUCCCUUCGAGAAAUUGAAGAGUCUUCAUUUGAGUGGAAAUUCCAUCGCUGGUUGUGUUCACAAUGGAGGUUUUGAAAGAUUGUCAUUGAAAUUGGACAAACUGGAGACUCUUGACUUGAGCAACAAUAAUCUCAAUGAUAGUAUUUUAUCAUCUUUAAGUGGACUUUCAUCUCUCAAGUCUUUAUAUUUAGCUAACAACCAAUUCACAGAAUCAAAUUCUAUCAAUGGUAUUAAUAUACUAUCAAAGUUGAAGAAUUUGGAGACUCUGGAUUUACGUGGUAACAUAUUAGGAAAUGACGUCUUGUCACAUCUAAACGGAUUUACAUCUUUAAAAUCAUUACGUUUGCAGGGGUGUGGAUUACAAGGAACUGUUCCUAUGCUAGAAUUCAGUCAUUUGAUGAACUUAAAGGAAUUGUAUUUAGGCCGAAAUAAAAUUGAGAGUUUCGAAUCCUUUCGAGAAAAAAGAGAAUUGGGGUUCAUCAAACUUGAGGUGCUUGGUUUAAGUGAAAAUUUCUUCAACAACAGCAUAUUCUCAUUUCUUGGUGUGCUCUCAAAUUUGAAGUCUUUGUAUAUAACAAAUAACAAAUUGAAAGGGCCAAUAGAAUUAGAUGCUUUCAGCAACUUGGAGAACAUGCAUAUUUACUGCAGUUUUGACAAUCCGACCUACGACGGAGUAAUAAGUACCGGUUGUAGCCUUCCACUGCAAUCACUGAGCUUGUUCUCGUCGUUGAAGACUCUUCGUUUGGUUGGAUUUAGUUUUAACGGAAGAAUUACUACAGAAAUUUGGCAAAAUUUGACAAGUUUGGAGGACUUGACCGUGGGAUAUUCAUCUCUCCCUUCCAACUUUAUUCAAGAUAUUGGAACACUGACUUCUCUUAAGAAUUUGUUCCUGUACUAUUGUGAGGUGAAUGGCAACCUCUCUAUGCAUGGCCCACUUCAUUUGAAGAAUUUGGAAUCUCUCAGCAUAUUCUUGACUCCUCUGGAAAGCAACUUUCUUCAAACAAUUGGAGCUGUGCCUUCUCUCAAGUCUUUAUCAUUAUGGAAUUGUGGACUCAAUGGCACCUUACCUACCCAAGAUCGAAAAAAGCUUGUGAUAAUGUGUGACUAA
Messenger RNA from Theobroma cacao (cacao), 1509 nucleotides. The record is from RefSeq and is a predicted model, not a curated record. Lineage: Eukaryota; Viridiplantae; Streptophyta; Magnoliopsida; Malvales; Malvaceae.